AUGGCUCUUCACCCAUUUUUCACUUCUUUUCAUAUGAGUUGUUUCAUCGAACGAGUCUCGUUUAAUCUCAACCCUUCAUAUGUUCCUCGGACCAUUAAAAUAAUCGGUGCUGCUAGGAUGUGUGACCAGACCAUUAUACGACGGACAGGAAAUUACCAACCUCCUAUUUGGAAACAUGAGUUCAUUCAAUCAUUAAGAAGUAAAUUUACGGAAGAAACAUAUGUUGGAUGGUUCAAGUUGAAGGGAGAGGUAAAGGUCAUCAUGGACAAAGUAAUCGGUGAUUCUCUAAAGCAACUAGAGCUCAUUGAUAUCUUACAACGACUUGGCAUCUCAUACCAUUUUGAGAAUGAGAUUAAGGAUGUGUUGAAAACAAUAUACGAGAAGAGCUAUGAAAAUGAUGAUUGGAAAAACAAUAAUCUCUAUGCAACAUCACUUGAAUUUAGACUUUUAAGGCAACAUGGAUUCAAUCUUUCGCAAGAUGUUUUUAAUAACUUCUUCACAGAUGAGAUGAAAAGUUUCAACCCACACUUGUACGACGAUUUAAGUGGAAUGUUAGGUUUAUAUGAAGCUUCAUUUUUAUGUAUAGAAGGUGAGAACAUUUUAGAGAAGGCAAAACAUUUUACAAUAAAGCAUUUAGAAAAAUACAUGAGAUCAUGCAAGGAUGAAAAUGAAGCAGCCAUUAUUAGACAUGCGUUGGAACUUCCCUUACAUUGGAGAAUGCCAAGAUUGGAGACAAGAUGGUUCAUUGAUAUCUACGAGAAAAAAGUGGACAUGAAUCCUAUGCUUCUUGAAUUUGCUAAACUUGAUUUCAAUAGGGUCCAAUCUAUCCACCAACGGGAUUUGAAAUAUGCAUCAAGUUGGUGGAGGAGCACUGGACUUGGUGAAAAGUUGAGCUUUGCAAGAGAUAGAUUGACGGAAAAUUUCUUUUGGACAGUUGGGGUUGGAUUUGAACCUGAGCUCUCAUAUUUUAGAAGAAUGACCACAAAAGUUAAUGCAUUAAUAACAACAAUAGAUGAUGUUUAUGAUGUCUAUGGCACAUUAGAUGAACUCCAACUCUUUACCGAUGCAGUAGAGAGGUGGGAUGUUGCUGCAGUGGACCAACUUCCUGACUAUAUGAAAAUAUGUUUUCUUGCUCUUCACAAUUCGGUUAAUGAGAUGGGUUUUGAUGUACUAAGAGACAAAGGAAUCAAUGUUAUCCAAUACCUUAAGAAAGCAUGGAUAGAUUUGUGCAAAACUUAUAUGUUGGAAGCAAAGUGGUAUCACACUGGUUAUAAACCAACAUUGGAAGAAUAUCUAGAUAAUGGAUGGAUUUCAAUAUCAGGACCUGUUAUAUUAGUUCAUGCAUAUGUUUUUGUGACAUCUCCAACAAUCAAAGAUAUGGAGAGUUUCAAACAAUAUAUUGACGUGAUUCGUUGGUCAUCGACAAUUUUGCGACUUGCUGAUGAUCUAGGAACAUCUUCGGAUGAAUUAAAAAGAGGGGAUGUUCCAAAAUCAAUACAAUGUUACAUGAAUGAUACAGGUGCAUCAGAGAAUAAAGCACGUGAACAUAUAAAACAUUUGAUUGUUGAGGCAUGGAAGAAGCUAAAUAAGGUUGAAGUCGAGAAUUCUAUCUUCCCCCAAGUAUUCAUUGAGAGAGCUAAAAAUCUUGCCAGAAUGGCCCAAUGCAUGUAUCAGUAUGGUGAUGGACAUGGCAUAGGACACCAAGAAACAAAAGUUCGUGUAAUGUCUCUACUUAUUCAACCGUUUUACAUUCGUUCAUAUAGUGAAAAAUUGCCUAAUUUUAUUUAA
Messenger RNA from Benincasa hispida (wax gourd), 1788 nucleotides. RefSeq names its product terpene synthase 10-like. NCBI's taxonomy places the organism in Eukaryota, Viridiplantae, Streptophyta, Magnoliopsida, Cucurbitales, Cucurbitaceae. The record is from RefSeq and is a predicted model, not a curated record. Gene Ontology annotation, biological process: diterpenoid biosynthetic process. Gene Ontology annotation, molecular function: terpene synthase activity; magnesium ion binding.